UGGGAAUCGUAGGAAAAUAUGGAGAUUCUAGCUAUGUCAUGGCUGCCUUAAGUUUAAGACUUAAAGAUGCUGAAGAGAUGACUAGUUGCCACUAACCUAAAGGUUACUGACAGCAUGAACUCUCCCUUCUUCACCUAGCCAUGUGAGAAGUUGAAAAGAGUAAUCUCCACAUUUUAUUUGCAGCAAUGGCAAGAAGUAGUGGUGAAAGUCAGCUACAGAGGAUUAUCCGGGAUAUGCAGGAUGCUGUGACAGAAUUGAACAAAGAAUUUUUGGAAGUAGGAGAACCAAUCACAGAUGACUGUAUAAUCUUGCACAAGUUUUCCUAUAAGCUUGAGUACCUCUUGCAGUUUGACCAGAAGGAAAAAUCCACCUUACUAGGCAAUCGGAAGGACUACUGGGAUUACUUUUGUGACUGUCUGGCUAAGGUUAAAGGUGCAAAUGAUGGAAUUCGCUUUGUCAAGUCUAUUCCAGAACUCCGCACUUCCCUUGGUAAAGGCAGGGCAUUUAUCCGCUACUCCUUAGUGCACCAAAGGCUUGCAGACACUUUGCAACAGUGUUUUAUGAAUACCAAAGUAACAAGUGACUGGUACUAUGCAAGAAGUCCCUUCCUCAAUCCAAAGCUGAGUUCUGAUAUUGUUGGUCACCUCUAUGAAUUAACUGAGAUUCAGUUUGAUUUGGCAUCAAGAGGCUAUGAUUUAGAUGCUGGUUGGCCCACAUUUGCCAGGAGAACAUUAUGUUCACUUGGGUCCUCAGCUUACCUGUGGAAGCCUCCAAGCCGCAGUUCAAGCAUGAGCAGUUUGAUGAGCAGCUCCAUGCAGGCUCAAGAGAACCCUUCCAGCCCAAAUGGGAAUAGCUUUUUAAACACUGAAUCUCUUGAAGGCCUUGAUGAGUUGCACAUGGAGCUUGAUCAGGCAGAGCUGCAGCAGAAGGAGCUAUGGGAUCAAAUCCAGCAUUUGGAAGAAGAAAAACAAGAGCUUCAGGCAGCCAUUGGCCUUCAGAAGCAGCAAGUGCAAAUAGAAAGAGAGAAGAGCAGCAAUAUGGAAGAAGAGAAUGCCAGGCUAAGAAGAAUUCUAGCGGAGCUAGAAGAACAGAUCUCCCACUGUACUCAGGACACCACUCAGGAUUUGCAGCAAUGUUUGCAGACAUUAGAACUAAAUGCAGCUGAGAAGCAGAAAGAAUUCUCUGCAAGGCUUGAGAACCUGGAGUCCUUGAAAAAGGCCCCUGAUUCCAAGAUCCUUCUUUUGAACCCAGAGCUAGACACCUUGUUGGCCAAGAAAGAUCUCUUGAUUGUUGAGCUUACUGCUAAGUUGAAGUCUGCAGAGCAGAAAAUUGAGGCCCUUGCAACAAAAGCCAAUAGUCUUAUGGAUGAAAAGGAUCACCAGGCCACUAGCCAAUAUGAGUCUGUACUAAAGAUUGAGGAGUUAUUAAAAAAGCUUUGUUGGGCAGAAGAGGAGAAGGCUGAUGCUCAGAAGUUGCAUAGUGAACUUCUUUCUCAUCUUAAAAUUAUGGAAGAACAACUCCAUGUGAAAGAAGAGAAACAGAAAGAAUUUGAAUUGAAACUGAAAAGCCUCACUAUUAGCACCAAGGAAGAAUCUGAAAAAUUGCUUAUUAAUCUGGAAACCAUGACUGCUGAAAGGGCAGAACUUCAGAAAGAGCUAGCAGUGAAAGGCAAAAUGGUAGCUGAUUUUCAAAUCCAAUUGGCAGAUACACUGGAUUGUGUAAAAUCAUUAGAACAAAAGCUUCAGGAAGAAAAGAAAGAGAAGGCAGAACUUGAGAGGCUACUCAGUCAUACAAAAAUGACAAUGGAACAAGAAAUAAAAAAAUUGAUGGAGCAUCUUGAGUUGCUGGAAGUGCAGCUGGCAAAACUCAGUGACAUGGUAAAAUGUUUAGAAAAGCAAAAAGGGGAAGUUGUUUUGGAAAGAGACCACCUCAGAACAACAGUAGAGGGAAUGAAACAGCAGGUCACAAAACAAAGCUCCUCACUGAGAAAUUCCUGUGAAGAAAAUGAGAACCUCAAAUCCCAGAACAUAAAACUGCAGCAAAUCUAUCAGAAGUUAGAAGAAAAGUGGAGAGAGUUAGAUGUAUCUAAAUCACAUUUAGAAGGAGAAGUUGCCCAAUUAAGAGCCUCUGAGAAACAGCUCCAGAGUCAGAUAGAUGAUGCCAUGGUAUCUGUGGAUGAAAAGGAGAAGGCACUUCAGGAAAAGAACAAGCUGUUGGAUGAAAACUUGCAAAAUGCUACAAGACAGAACCAACUUUUAGAUGAAAAACUGAAGGCUCUGGAGGCUAAUUACCAAGAAUUGAAACAAAGUGAAAAAAGGACUGCGGAAUCCUUAAGUGUACUUCAAGCAGAGCUCCAGAAUACCAAAGAACAUAACCUGCAGAUGGAAAAAAAUCUGUUCUCUUCAAGGCAGGGUGAAGAAUCUCUGAAGUUACAGCUGACAGAGAAAAUUGAGGCAUUAGAAGGCCUGGAGAGCCAAUGUAGUCAGCUUCGAGAACAAGCUGAGAGGUAUAAAAUUAAAGCUGAAACCCUUGAGAUGGACAAGGCAAACCUUGAGAAAAAUGACCUUCAUCAAGCAAAGAUAAUUGAAUCUCUUACUUCCGAAAAGAGUUCUGUAGAGAAAACCCAACUGGAAUUGGUAUCUGGUCCAGAGAGAGAAGCUAAAGAUUUGAUGUUAAGACUGGCUGUUUCUGAGGAACAGCUGAAUAUCAGUCGGGCAGAGAUAUCUAGGCUCCAGGAGGAAAUUAUGGAAUUUCAGGCCAAGCUUCAGCAGACAGCUGGAGAAAAAGAAAAGCUGCAGGGCAAAUUGGAUGUCACUGAGACUGUUUUAAGUGAGCAAAAAUUACUGUCUCAGCAGCUGAAAGAGCAAAGCGAAGCACUCAACAGAAACCAUGUGCAGGAACUACUUCAAUGUAAAGAAGAAGAGGAAAUGCUGAAAAAUGAAUGGAAACAAGUAGUCCAACAGAAGGCUGAACUGGAAAAGAACUUGGUGUGCCUGACAGAUGAAUUGUCCAAGGUGAAGAGUGAUUUGGAAGUUGUUAACAUGGAAAAUGUGGAAAAUAAGGACCUUCUUCAAAGAACCAACAUGGACAUGGCUGAGCUGGGUAUUCAGAUUUGCUCUCUGACAACUGAAAAGAUGGAAGUGGAAGAGAAGCUGUCCCAAGUCACAGAGGAGCUCAGAGAUACCAAGGAAGUAGCAAUCAAAGAACAAGAGAGGCUGCAGCUUGAGUUUUCAAGAUUCAGUAAGGAGAAACAAGAAUUACAAGAGAAACUGAAAGAUUCAAAGGUUUGUGCUGCCAUUGUACCUGACCUGCAAACUCAGCUAGAAUUGGCAGAGAAACAAACCAAGAGUUUGCAAGAAACCAGCAAAGAGGAAAUAGCUACUAUCAAAUUUCAACUGAGCACAGAAAUUCUAAACUAUCAGACAAAAUUUAAGGCUCUCAGUGAAGAGUGUGAAAAAUUAAAGGAAGAACUUGAAGAGCAGAGCCGACAAGCAAAUGCUGCAGAAGAAGCACUCAAGGAGAUGCAGGCUGAGAAAAGAGACCUGUAUGCAAAACUGAACCUUUCCAUGGAUCAAGUGACUGAGUACAAAGCAGUCCAGCAAAAAAAAGAUGAAGAAAUUGCAGAACUUAAAGAAGAUCUUAAAAGGGUCCAGACAGAAGUCAGCAGAGCAAAUAAGCAAAUUCAAGACUACUGUGGUAAAUUCAACGAGAUGAAAUCAGACCGAGACAACAAUGAGGCCAAGUUACUGGCUGAACUGGAUGACCUAACUAGAACAAAGCAGUUUCUGGAAGAACGGUUAAUUGAACUUCUUAGGGACAAGGAUGCUCUUUGGCAGAAAUCAGAUGCUCUGGAAUUCCAGCAGAAGCUCACAGCAGAGCAAAGAUGGCUUGGUGAUGCAGAAGUCACCAGUUGCUUAGACUGUCAAAAAGAAUUUGGCUGGAUGAAUCGCCGACAUCAUUGCAGAAUGUGUGGACGCAUUUUCUGCUAUUACUGCUGCAACAACUAUGCCUUUUCAAAGCAAACUGGGAAGAAAGAACGCUGCUGUCGAGCUUGUUUUAAAAAACUGAGUGAUCCUGUUGAUUCUGAAUUAAAUAUUACUCCAGAAGAAUCAUCAUCAAAUCUGCUGGCCUCACCAUUGUCCCUGGUCCAUAAAAUUUUGGUUACAAAUGAAGCCUCUAAAUCCACAGAUGAUGCAGUGUUUGAUAUAAUAACAGAUGAGGAAGUGGGCCAAAUACAGGAAAGUGACUCUGUUCACAACAAAAGCCAAACUGAAGAAGAAUCUCUGGACCGUAGUGUGCCCGAUCUGUGAGUAAACAUAAUUUUAAAAAAUGGCUGAGAAUACCACUGAUUAGCAGCAAAAGGAUGUGCAUGUAUUUACUGGAAAGGAAAACUAUUUCUUUCACCUUCAAAAAUCAAAGGAUCAUUGUAGAUUCAUUGGGAACAUAGCAAUAGAGACAGAUGGAGACUGCUUUGGCUGUUUUAUCUUCCCUUGGAAAGGGAAUCACCUCAAAUUCAGAAUGGUCUUCUUUUCAGGUAAAUAUGGGGGUUUUAAAUGUAUACAUUCUGUCAAAACAGGCAGAGUGUGCAGUGUGUUCUUUCUGGACUCACACCCCAGCACCAAACCACGAAAAACUGACAGUGCAUCUUCUGGUGACUUCUCUAUGUGAGGUAAAUAUUGGAUAGGUUUAAAAGUGGAGGAAGAGGGACUCUUCCCUCCCCUCUCCCAACAAAAAUAACAAAAGCUCAGUUCAGCCUUUUCUGGUGAGGUCAUUUCAUCAUUGUCCUGCCUAUUGAAGCCCUUGGCUGCCAAAAAUAAAUAGUAGAAGAAAAAUAUGAUCCUCAGUCAUGAAAAAUUGAUAGCCCUGAUCUAAAAAAGUUAUGAGAAUGGUUCCACAUUAUGACAGAAGAUCUAGUUCUGCUGCAAGGUUUGAAGUAAGUAAAUGUGCAGUAUAGUGGUUAAGUUGUUGGAGUAGGCCUAGGAAAGCCAAGUUCAAGUCUACCCUCAACUUUGUAAGCUCACUGGGUAACUUUGAGCCAGUCCAUUUCUCUCAGUUCAGUCUACCUCACAGGCUUAUGGAGGAAAUUGGAGGAUGGAGGAUGGAGUGCUGUCCAUGCUGCCUUGAACUUGGAGGUGGGUCAUAAACCUAAUAAAUAAAUAAAUACUUAGCUA
Python bivittatus (Burmese python) is the source of this 5171-nucleotide messenger RNA. Lineage: Eukaryota; Metazoa; Chordata; Lepidosauria; Squamata; Pythonidae. The record is from RefSeq and is a predicted model, not a curated record.